Messenger RNA from Penicillium odoratum, 1458 nucleotides. RefSeq names its product putative 3-beta hydroxysteroid dehydrogenase/isomerase family protein. The transcript has 3 exons. NCBI's taxonomy places the organism in Eukaryota, Fungi, Ascomycota, Eurotiomycetes, Eurotiales, Aspergillaceae. Gene Ontology annotation, molecular function: 3-beta-hydroxy-Delta5-steroid dehydrogenase (NAD+) activity. Bases 1 to 1458 code for a protein of 485 amino acids. The record is from RefSeq and is a predicted model, not a curated record. Gene Ontology annotation, biological process: steroid biosynthetic process.
AUGACCUACAUACUUCUGCCCGUGCUGGGCUUGGUGGUUUUAUACUUACGCCAUGUCAACACCGCUAUGAAAAAAACACCAGAAGAAGCUCACAACCUUUCACCCAAACGCUGGACGGUCGAUGAAGUCAAAUCAGCUUAUAAAAAAGCCAGCGAGACUCCCGUUGACGUGUCAAAGAGUCUCCCACCAAAACAGACCCGCCGCUACAUCGUAGUGGGUGGAUCCGGCCUUGUCGGAGGCUGGAUCGUUCAGCACCUACUAUGCCGCGGCGAAGACCCAUCCACAAUCCGCAUUCUAGACCUCCUCACCCCAACAAAAGAGGUUCUGGAUCUGGGAGUCACCUAUAUCAAAACAAACAUCACCGACAAACUAAUCGUCGACACCGUAUUCGAGCAACCAUGGCCACAAUCCGUUUCUAAACUUCCUCUAACCGUCUUCCACACUGCCGCCAUUAUCCGUCCCCAGGAUCGUCUAGAAGCUUUCCUGCCGCUAUGCAGCAACGUCAAUGUUGAAGGUACCCGGAAUGUGCUGAACGCUGCAAAGGCAAAUGGCGUUAGCUGUUUUAUCUCCACAUCCUCCGGUUCGGUGGGUCUUCACCGACCAAAUUUUUGGAUCGCGCCGUGGGAUUCGUUGCCGAAGCGCGCGGUGCAGAUCAUCAGUGAUGAUGGAGCGUUACCGCAGCGGCAUGAUGAGUAUUUCGGGAACUACGCCGUGACCAAGAUUGAAGCGGAGAAGCUUGUCCGGGCAUCGGAUGAUCAAGCGUCGAAUUUCCGGACGGGGUGUAUUCGGCCUGCGAAUGGGAUUUAUGGCAUUGGAAGUGAUGUGGCGAUGACUAUUACAGGUGUUUACCUGCGUAGUGGUGGAAGUCCAACCUGGCUACAUCCUGUUAUCCAAAGCUUCGUCAAUGCGGAAAACGUCUCCAUCGCCCAUCUACUUUACGAGCAACGAAUUAUCGAGCAGGGAAAGCCCGGCUCAACAGUUCCUGAUAUCGGAGGCCAGGCUUUUGUGGUGACGGACCCCAACCCGGCGAUUUCCUUUGGCGAUCUAUAUACCCUUUUGGGUACGCUUGCUCAAACGCCUAUCGCUUUCCCAACUGUUCAGCCUAUUUAUCUGUUUCUUCUUGCGUAUGUCAUUGAGGCAUACUCGUUUGUUCAGUUCAAGUACUUGUCUUGGAUUUUGCCGAAGAUUACGGGUGAUUUGGCGCAAAUUCAGCCGUCGUUGUUUGCUAUUUCGGAUGUUUUUACGAUUGCGGAUGACUCGCGGGCGAGGAUGUCGCCUGAGGAGGGUGGGUUGGGGUAUAACCCACCACUGACGACGAUGGAGGGUAUGUGUAAGGAGGUGUUGCAUUGGAAUAAGAAUGCUUUUGCAGAUGGGGCUGCUGUUGAUGAGAAGGUAGGACCUUUGCGGGUGACGGAGACUGGGAUUGAUGUUAAUCUUGUUGCGCCGGCGAAGGUCUGA